AUGUCUCCUUAUACCUCAUUAAAGUCUCUCUUCCUUCUCACCAUCAUCAUUGCAAGCCAAACAGCUUCUGCACAGUUACAAGACCCUACUUACGUCGGCCAAGAUUGUACCAACAGGAUAUCAAGAAACACAACUUACUUCUCCAAUCUCCAAAUACUAUUGACCUCUCUCUCUUCAAACACUGCUUUCUUCACCAUGGGGUCUCAUAGCCUCACAAAAGGUCAAAACGCUGACAUGGUAUUCGGAACUUAUCUCUGCAAAGGUGAUCUCUCCCCUGAAGCUUGCCGUGACUGCGUCGUUUUCGCCGCCAAAGAUGCUCCGACUCGAUGUCCAGGAGGGAAAGAGUUCUUGAUUCAGUACGAUGAGUGCAUGCUCGGAUACGCAGACCGGAAUAUCUUCAUUGAUGCUGUAACAAAAACUAGAAUCAUCACUUGGAACACUCAGAAUGUUUCAGCUGACCUAUCGGACCGGUUCAACAGCUCAGUGUUUUCUCUGAUCAACAAGUCUGCGGUGGAAGCGGCUAAUAGCACAACAAAGAAGUUUGCGGUUAACAAGUCUAAUUUCACUUUGUCACGGAUGCUUUAUGCAUCUGUUCAGUGCAAUCCUGAUCUCUCUAGUGAAGAUUGCUUAAGUUGUCUGCGGCAAUCCAUCAAGGAGUUUUAUUUUAGGAGCGUUGGAGGAAGAGUUCUUGUCCCAAGUUGUAACUCAAGAUACGAACUUUACCCUUUCUACAAUGAAACCCUGGUGACAAGUCUCUCUCCAUUGCCGCCGGUUUCAGCUCCUCCAUUGCCACCUGGAAAAGGAGGAAAUUCUACAGUUAUAAUCAUAGCAAUUGUAGUACCGGUCACUGUCUCUGUUCUUAUAUGUGUGGCUUUUUUUAGCUACCGUCUAACAAGGAGAGUGAAGAAGACUUAUGAUACAGCAGCUGCAGAUGAUGAAGGGGAUGACAUUACAACUGCAGGUUCACUGCAGUUUGAUUUUAAGGUUGUUGAAGCUGCGACAGAUAAGUUUGCAAUAUGUAAUAAACUCGGUCAAGGUGGAUUCGGCAAAGUUUACAAGGGCAUAUUACCAAAUGGAUUACAAGUUGCGGUGAAGAGACUAUCGAAAACAUCAGGACAAGACCCUAGAAUGCAGAGCCAGCUGGAUUGGACUACACGGUACAAGAUUAUUGGAGGAAUUGCUAGAGGAAUUCUUUAUCUUCAUCAAGAUUCACGACUUACAAUCAUACACCGGGACCUCAAAGCGGGUAACAUCCUCUUGGAUGCUGAUAUGAACCCCAAGGUCGCAGAUUUUGGAAUGGCCAGAAUUUUCGAAAUUGACCAGACGGAAGCCAACACAAGAAGAAUAGUUGGAACCUAUGGUUACAUGUCUCCCGAGUAUGCAAUGUAUGGCCAAUUCUCGAUGAAAUCAGAUGUCUAUAGCUUCGGAGUCUUAGUUCUUGAGAUUAUAAGCGGCAAGAAGAAUAGUAGCCUCUAUCAGAUGGAUGGUAGUGUCUGCAACUUGGUUACAUAUACUUGGAGGUUAUGGAGCAAUGAGUCUCCAUUAGAUCUUGUGGAUCCGUCCUUUCAAGAAAAUUAUCAAAGCAACGAAAUAAGUAGAUGCAUCCAUAUCGCCUUAUUAUGUGUCCAACAAGACACUGAAGAUCGUCCAACCAUGUCAGCGAUCGUCCAAAUGCUUACUACUAGCUCGAUUCCUCUCGCAAUGCCUAGACCACCUGGACUUGUUUUCCGGGGCAAUCAUGAACAAGCAGGUCCAUCAAUGGAUAAGUCUGCUCUCUGUUCCAUCGAUGAGGCUUCGAUUACUUCUGUAGCUCCUCGUUAA
Microthlaspi erraticum is the source of this 1821-nucleotide messenger RNA. Lineage: Eukaryota; Viridiplantae; Streptophyta; Magnoliopsida; Brassicales; Brassicaceae. The record is from the annotation of a GenBank genome assembly.